Leishmania major strain Friedlin is the source of this 630-nucleotide messenger RNA. RefSeq lists its product as hypothetical. Lineage: Eukaryota; Euglenozoa; Kinetoplastea; Trypanosomatida; Trypanosomatidae. The transcript has a single exon. Bases 1 to 630 code for a protein of 209 amino acids. The record is from RefSeq and is a predicted model, not a curated record.
AUGUCGUCUACACUGUACGAAUUCGGUUAUGAGCUGAAUUCAAAACAGGUGCGUGUGUACCAAACCCAUGAUGUAGGAAGCGUGCACCGUGCCAUCACGGCCAAUCUUCAGGAGUACCUGGCUUACGAAGGCGUUCAGGAAGAGGACCCGACGUCUCUGAAAAACUUGUUUGUCAAGGCUCUUACGUUAGGCGUUGCUACUGAAGUGUAUGUGCUUAGCAAGUUUCGGGUUUCUGGGCUGCUGCUUGCUAGCUCUUUUUUCUUCUUCGGCAUACUCAUCGCGUUUCAGCUUACUUGUUCUUUCCUACAACGCAACGGAGAUAUUAUUUUUGUAGGCACGGGAAGAUUGAUUGAAGGUCCGAGGCCGCAAAAGCGGUGCUUCCGCAAGCUGAAGAAUCAGCGUUUAUGCGUUCGUUUGACGCAAGAAAGCAUGUGCGCCCCAUUGGUCAAGUUUGAGUUUCAGCUUAUCGGACCCUCUCGACUAUUUUCGCCGCCUCCUGUUUACAGCCAAGUUGAAAAAUCAGUACAAUAUGGCCAGUUUUUCGGAUCGACCGGCUUCUUCUUCCCACCCCCGCUACAGAAGCUUGUUGACGGGAUGUUGGAGGCAGUUGUCUCGAAGAAGCAGAAAUAA